Hordeum vulgare subsp. vulgare (domesticated barley) is the source of this 1689-nucleotide messenger RNA. RefSeq lists its product as uncharacterized. The transcript has 2 exons. Lineage: Eukaryota; Viridiplantae; Streptophyta; Magnoliopsida; Poales; Poaceae. The record is from RefSeq and is a predicted model, not a curated record. Bases 13 to 1398 code for a protein of 461 amino acids. Gene Ontology annotation, molecular function: protein binding.
CCUCCGCCCGCCAUGCCGCCGCCGCCGGCGACGCUGCCGGACGAGCUCCACGAGGAGAUCCUCCUCCGCCUCCCGCCGGACGACCCCGGGUGCCUCUUCCGCGCCUCCCUCGCGUGCAAGCCCUGGCGCAGCCGCCUCGCCAGCCCCGCCUUCUCCCGCCUCUACCGCGAGUUCCACGGCACGCCUCCCUUGCUGGGGUUCUUCGAGAACGACGAGACGGUAAUGUGCUUGUUUUCUCCCUUGUCCCCCACCUCCCCGUUCUUCCCGAUCCACCCCGGCAAGUGCAGCCUCUUCGUUCUCGACGCUCGCCAUGGCCUCGUCCUCUCAAACACUCUCGGCCCGGACGGCGAACCCCUCUGCCUCAUCGUGUGGGACCCCGUCGGCCACCGCCAGUGGCGGCUGUCCUUGCCGGAAUUCGUGGACUAUCCAACCGUCCCGGACUGUUCGGCGGCGGUGCUCUGCGCCGCCGAUGGCUGCGACCACCUCGACUGCCCUGGCGACCCCUUCCGUGUGGUCUACGUGGGCACCGAUGACGAUGGGAUUGCACAAGCUUGCGUCUACUCUUCCGAGUCCCGUGCCUGGAGCCCCGUGACGUCUUGUGAGCACCCUGACUUGCCCCUGCACGUCUGGCUCUGUCGGCCCAAUGCGUUUGUGGGAGAUGCAGUCUAUUUCUUGUGCACUGAGGAAAAUGUUGUCCUGCGGUAUGACUUGUUCAGCCAGGAACUAUCGAUGAUUCACUGGCCAGCCAUGCACAGUUGGAACUCCGGGUAUAUCCUUAUGCCAACGGAGGACGGUGUGCUGGGAUGUGCCAAUCUGCACGAGUCCACGCUCCAACUAUGGUCGAUGGAGGCUGGCACAGACGGGGCCGUGAAAUGUGCAAUACGCAGAGUGGUUGACCUGCAGAACUUGCUACCCUCUCGCCCCAGAUUUUUGGUCAGCUGCGCCAAUGGGGUUGAUGUCUUUUUCGUGGGGACAGAUCUUGGCACCUUCACAGUUGAGAUUAAUUCAGGCCGAGUCAAGAAGGUAUCCAGCGGCACUGAAGUCAUUCCCUACAUGAGGUUCUACACUCCAGAUCUAGCUGGGGGCGUAACCUCAGAGAACGUUGAGAUGACCCAAGGCGAACAUCAUGAUCUGCUGUUGCCAAACACAAGUGAGGAUGUGGGCGAUGAGAAGGAGAAAUUGAUAGAGAAGGAUGAGGAGGAUGGAUGGGAAGAGGAGGCCGAGGAAGAGGAGUUAGAAUGGGAGGGGAAAAAAACAAAUGAGCUGUUUGACAAGGGGUGCAAGGCGAUCGAGGAGGAGCAAUUUGUUCAUGCCGAGUGCUGUUUCCACGAUGUCCUUGAGAGUAGGUUAGAGUUUCUCCCCCUUCUACAUGCUGCUCUUACUCCAAAGCCCGGCUGAAGUAUGCAUACCGAUGGAUUGUCGUAUCUCGUAUGCAACUUCCAAUUAGCCCUCUUAUCUAUCUGGAUUGGUAUUUACUUACAUGUGCUUAGUUGCUUUUCGAUUUGACUUGCAUAGUCUUUGUGAUGAGCUUACUUGAGUUUAGGAGGCUCUAACUGGUUAGGCGGCAAUAGUUGGGACCUACCCUUCUUUUCUUAUUGCCAUGUCAAUUGUGAUGAGCGCUGCAUCAGUGUGUUAUUUGCUUCAGGGCUUGGUGUUCACCCAUUUGAGAAAUGCACGUAUGUUUCUGAA